This is a messenger RNA of Lodderomyces jiufengensis, 1365 nucleotides long. Its product is annotated as N,N-dimethylaniline monooxygenase. The coding region runs from base 1 to 1365 and encodes 454 amino acids. Gene Ontology annotation, molecular function: N,N-dimethylaniline monooxygenase activity; NADP binding; flavin adenine dinucleotide binding. The transcript has a single exon. The record is from RefSeq and is a predicted model, not a curated record. NCBI's taxonomy places the organism in Eukaryota, Fungi, Ascomycota, Pichiomycetes, Serinales, Debaryomycetaceae.
AUGACCAAAGAUCAGCCAAGAUAUGAAAGGAUAGCUAUAAUAGGAGGUGGACCGGGUGGAUUGGCAGCAGCAAAAGGUUUAGCAUUAGAACCAAUUGAAUUUCAAACUAUUGAUUUAUAUGAAAGAAGAGAUAAAUUAGGUGGUCUUUGGUAUCAUAAUGGAGAUAAAAACCUAAUCCAUCCACCAAUUCCCAAUUCAGACCCAGAUUGUCAUGAAAUUGUUGAUAAUGGUGCAACUGAUGAAGAUAUUUAUUUUUCUGCAAUUUACAAGUAUAUGGAAACUAAUAUAAUUCAUAGAUUAAUGCAAUAUAGUGAACUACCUUAUCCUCCGAAAACUGCAACUUUCCCAAAAAGACAGGUAGUGUAUAAAUACCUUCAAGAUUAUGUUGAAACCAUACCUGAUAAAGUAAACGUCAAUUUAAACUCCGAAGUUUUAGAAUUGAAGAAGAAAAAUGAUGAAUGGGAGUUAAAAACUAAAGACAAUACCAAAUACUAUGAUGCUGUAAUUAUAGCGAAUGGACAUUUCAACGCACCAUUUAUACCAGAAGUAAAAGGGUUGGAAACUUGGAAUUCCAAAAAACCCGAUACCAUAUUGCACUCAAAGAAUUUUCAAGAUCCAAAUUCAUUCAGAGAUAAAACUGUUUUAGUCAUUGGUAAUGCAGCAAGUGGUGUUGACAUUUCUACACAAAUUAGUACAGUUGCCAAAAAGACGAUAGUUUCAGUACGUGACUUAUCAAACAAAGGUUUUGAAAAUGAGUUGGUGAAAUAUAUUGGGAUAAUAGAAGAGUACGAUUAUAAAAAUUCAUCAGUUAAAACAAAAGAUGAAGUUGUUGAAGACAUUGAUUACGUCAUUUUCUGUACUGGAUAUCUUUAUACUAUUCCGUUUUUGAAACCAAACACUGAUAUAAUAACAAAUGGACGUCAAAUUCAUAACAUCUAUAAACAAAUAUUCAACAUUUAUGAUCCAUCACUAUCAUUUAUGAUAAUAAUGCAACAAAUCUUACCAUUAAUAUUAGCAGAAUCUCAACUGGCUUUAAUUGCAAGAGUAUAUAGUGGUAGAUACGAUUUACCUAGUACUGAAGAAAUGUUAAAAUCCUACCAAAAGGAAUUAAAAGAGAGAGGAGAAGGAUCAAAUUUUCAUACAUUUGGGUAUCCAAAAGAUUGUGAGUAUGGAGAAAUGCUACAAGCACUCAUUGAUAAUAAAAAUUUAAGACAUCCUGGAUUAGUCGCACCAAUUUGGGAUAACCAACUUGUUGAAGAUAGGCUGCAAAGUAAAGAUAUCAAAAAUAAAAGAUUAGAAGAAUUAGUGGAACAUGUUAAAAAACUAAGAUCUGAAGGGAAGGAUUUUGUAUUAUUGGAUCAUUAG